Puccinia triticina is the source of this 723-nucleotide messenger RNA. RefSeq lists its product as uncharacterized. The record is from RefSeq and is a predicted model, not a curated record. The coding region runs from base 1 to 723 and encodes 240 amino acids. NCBI's taxonomy places the organism in Eukaryota, Fungi, Basidiomycota, Pucciniomycetes, Pucciniales, Pucciniaceae. The transcript is spliced from 6 exons.
AUGAUUUUACAUUACACCACACUUUCUCUGAGCCUAUUUACUAUAGUCUUCGCCAUACCAUCCCCGGCACCGAACCCAACCCCUAGCAUUCAAGUGGCCGAAUCCGACGACCUAUCAAUUUUCAACGCCAAGCCAUGUUUUAUUUUGGGAUCAGGCAAAGUUCCAUUCAAACCAAAUCUUGAAGUAGCUUGCAUGGACGAUGGGAUAAGGAUGAUCCCUCCCAUACCAGAGUUAUCAUACAAGGGCAUCAAAUACUCGGCCGUACAUUAUCGACCAAACAUUGUCACAACCCCAGUGAUGUCUGCUUUUGAGAUCUUUACUAUUGACAGUCAAAAAAGAGUUCCCGAGCAAAUCACUUUCUUGACCAACGCUCGAGAGCUGUAUAUCGCCAUGGACAUUGCGAUAAGGAGCCUAGGGAACACAUUACCACAUGCAGGAGGUCACACGCGGAACUGCAGAGCGGUAGUCAAAGUUCUUGACUUCCAGAUUGCAAGGCUGGAAGCGCGGAUCCCGGCGAUUGAAAAGGCCCUAGAAACCAUGUUGAAAUAUUGCGCCAAUUGCAGUGUGAAAGAACGAUUUGAUAUUAUCAUGCUAGCUAGUCAAAGCGGGAUCAUUGUCGACCGAUUUCUGGAUGGUCUUGAUAAGAUCGGAUGCCUCACAAAAGCGCAAUGUGAUGAAGAGAAGAAACAGCUCCAGAGUGUCAAAAAGCCGGCCGCACGUUAA